AUGCUCUCACGUGUUGCUGCUGUGAAGGCACCCCGCACACACAACCAUCGCGGCGUGACCGGAUCCCGCGGAAGGAGGAGGGAAGGAAGAGAGAGUGAGCCGCAGAGGCCCCACAUGUCCCGGCGUGUGUUUGCUUCCGCGGUGCUGCUUCUUCUCCUCGUUGUGAUGAUGUGCUGCGGUGGAGCUGCACAGGCCCAAAGCUUUGGAACGGGAAUGGGCGAUUCCUAUGGAGGACAAGGUUCGAGGCAGUUGCAAAGGGGGCAUCAGGCCGCAAACCCACCGGUCCCUGGCCACAUUUUCCGCAAUCCCCAUCUUGUGAAUGUGGACGGGAUGCUGCUGGCCAUUGCUGGAGCUCAGUUCAAUAGAACUGUGGGGAGCGGGAGUGCGUCCAUGCAGUUGGCGGCGCAGCUCAGCAUGAAUCGUGGGGUGAAUUGGAGUUCGUACGCGGGACCAGAAGAUCUUGACGCUUUUGCUGCACGCCUUCACCAGAUGUUGUUUACCACGCCUUUCAGACUCUUCGGACCGCUUUUUGCUUUUGUGGAGGGCUACGACUUACGGACUGGGGCCAUAAUUCGGUUUCCCGAUGAGCGGGGAAGUGGGUUGGAGUCUGUUAUCCAUUUUCUGGAGACGGGGCCUGGACGAAGCGGAGGUUUGUCGAUGAAUUCCGACUCUAUGAGCAUUAGCCUUCCUUAUCCCUAUAAAUCCGACGACUUGAUUGGCUUCCUCAACGAUGCCAGCACUCCCAUCACGAGAAUGACGGAUAACACGCUCGUGUUUCCCGUGCAGUUUCUGACAUUUGGAGGGAACACUGCGUCCACAAUCAUGUACAUGAAUUUCACUCAACAGCGCUGGACCUUUGCGAACAGCGCGACACAUGCGGGCUGCACCAGCCCCAGUAUCCUUGAGUGGGAUGCUGGUAAAAUCAUCAUGAUCACCUCAUGUGAGUACGGCCGCCGAAGGGUGUACGAGUCGACUGACAAGGGGAACACGUGGAAGGAGGCUCUGGGGACGCUCUCGCGCGUGUGGAGCAACUCAUUGGCCGGUUCUGGGCUCCACAUUCAGAGUGGAUUCAUCACUGCAACCAUUGAUGGAAAGAAGGUGAUCCUCCUCACCCAGCUGGAAUAUUUCGGGGACAACCGAAAGAGCGAGAUUCACCUGUGGCUAACGGACACGAACCGCAUUUACCACGUUGGCCAGUUACCCACUGGGUAUGGCGCGACCUCCAGCUCCCUGUUGUACGCGGAUGAUAGGCUGUAUUGUUUGUACGAGACCAGUGGUGGAAGCGACUCAGCCUUCUUCCUGGAUCUGACGUCUGAGCUGCAGGGGAUAAGGCGUGCGCUGUCUACCUGGGCCGCAAAUGACAUUGCCUUGAGACAAUGCAGCUCAAUUGCCGCGAACGCCGCGCUGUCAAGAUGGGACUGUUCUGUUCCUAUCCCCACGGCUGGGCUUGUGGGCCAUUUGGCCGAUAGGCUCCGUGGGGACAAGUGGGAGGACGAGUACCUUGGGGUGAAUGCUGUUGUGAGGGGUGCGACGAAAAAGGUUCCCAGUGGGUUGACGUUCGAAGGGCAUGACGCAGGGGCCCAGUGGCCUGUGGACAAGCAGUGGCCGACCAGACCACUCCACUUUGCAAACUAUGGGUUUACUCUUGCGGCAACGGUGUCGAUCCACGAGGUGCCGACGGGCAUCACUCCCCUGAUGGGCCUGGAGAAAAUGGGGAAGACAACACUCCUGGGACUGUCGUACGAUAAUAAUAUGAGGUGGAGCGUGGUGCACGGGUCGUACCUAAGGUAUUUAACCAAAUGGGAGCUGGACAAGACGUAUCACGUGGUGCUCAAAAUGCAUGACGGUGUGGGCUCCGUGUACGUUGACGGGACUCUCCUUUGGAAUUUGAGGCUGAGAAAUUCGUUCAAUGAAGGGCUGGACACGGUCUCACACUUUUACUUUGGCGCGUACGAUGAGCAGCUGAGCAGCGGAAAAAUCCAUGCGACGGUGGCGAACGUCUUUCUGUACAACCGCCCGUUGAAUGACACUGAGAUUGGUGCCCUCAACGCGAGUAAAGUCACCAUUCCACCUCCGGAAAGGAAGCCGGUGCCGGCGGCGGCAGCUACUUCUCCGUCCGUUGGACCUGCCAACGAGAGGAUGACCACAAAUACACAGCCAACUGCGCCAGCACCCACUCCUGCCGGACCACAGCCGACGACACGAGUAACCUCGAACGGGAGCAGUGGUGCAAGCGGUGGCGCUCCAUCCACGCCAGCGGUGUCGGAAUCAGAAGAGCCGAAACCAGCGGAGUCGGAAUCAGAAGAGCCCAAACCGGCGGAGUCGGAAUCAGAAGAGCCCAAACCGGUGGAGUCGGAAUCAGAAGAGCCGAAACCAGCGGAGCCCAAUGCCGCGACAUCCUCAGCUAGGGAGGGAACUGCAGACCAGCCGGCAUCUGCCACAUCUUCAAGCGCCGCCAUUACUGAUUUUGGUGCUUUCUCAUCUGAUGAUGCACAAACGGUGGGGACGGAAGGUGGAGAUAUGAUGCAGGCAGAUCAACCAACCCAAUUCUCUGUGGGCAACCCCAACGCAGCAAAUGCAGCAGCACAUAACGCUGAAGGCAAGGGCAAAAAUGGGCUCCAUCCACAGGUCAAGAAAGCAGAGGCGGCGACACUCAGCAGCAGCCUUUUAAAUUCGUCGCAGUGGGAUAACAGCGUUGCUGGCACUAUGCGUGGGAGCGGACUGCUGCCGCUGCUUCUUCUGCUGGGACUGUGGGGGUUUGCGGCUGCGUGA
This is a messenger RNA of Trypanosoma cruzi, 2772 nucleotides long. Its product is annotated as trans-sialidase, putative. Gene Ontology annotation, biological process: oligosaccharide catabolic process; ganglioside catabolic process. Gene Ontology annotation, molecular function: exo-alpha-sialidase activity. The record is from RefSeq and is a predicted model, not a curated record. Gene Ontology annotation, cellular component: intracellular membrane-bounded organelle; membrane; cytoplasm. Bases 1 to 2772 code for a protein of 923 amino acids. The transcript has a single exon. NCBI's taxonomy places the organism in Eukaryota, Euglenozoa, Kinetoplastea, Trypanosomatida, Trypanosomatidae.